Ixodes scapularis (black-legged tick) is the source of this 2548-nucleotide messenger RNA. Its product is annotated as probable acyl-CoA dehydrogenase 6. The record is from RefSeq and is a predicted model, not a curated record. NCBI's taxonomy places the organism in Eukaryota, Metazoa, Arthropoda, Arachnida, Ixodida, Ixodidae. Gene Ontology annotation, molecular function: acyl-CoA dehydrogenase activity; flavin adenine dinucleotide binding. Gene Ontology annotation, biological process: fatty acid beta-oxidation using acyl-CoA dehydrogenase. The transcript is spliced from 9 exons. The coding region runs from base 169 to 1404 and encodes 411 amino acids.
UCACGCUGGACACAAAAUCUUUUGAACUUUUUAUGACUAGGCUUCACCAAUAUUGCAACGUGCCCCCUCCUUCUAACCUUCUUGGCGCCGAUCGUAUCGAAAGCCAACCGCAAGGAGGCAGAAGAAGCGGAACGCAGGCACGGAGCAGACGUAUCCAAAUGUGCUGUCAUGAAACUACUGUCGUGCGUACGGUCCAGAUGCCGUCUUCAGCGCGUUCCCCACCUUGACGCUCUGCAUCUUCGCUUCAGCUCGUCAUUUUUCACGGAGCAGCAUGAGGAACUUCGCCGAAGCGUCCGCAAGAUAGUAGAAAAGGACAUCAAUCCGUACGUCGACCAAUGGGAGAAGGCCGGGCAGUUCGACGGCCGCACGCUCUUCAAGAAGAUGGGCGAUGCUGGUCUGCUGGAAAUUACGCGUCCCGUCGAGUUUGGUGGGCUGGGCCUGGACUACAGCUACACGGUAGCUCUCUUCGAGGAGCUUGCCGCUGUCAACGCGAGCGGCGUCGUCACCGGCAUCCUCGUUCAAACGGACAUAUGCACCCCGGCGCUGGCGAGGUAUGGUUCUGACGAGCUCAGGAAGCAGUUCCUAACCCCGUCCAUUGCCGGAGAUCUGAUCGGCUGCGUUGGGAUCUCCGAGCCACACUGUGGUUCCGACGUCGCAAAUAUCAAGACGACGGCGGAGCGAAGGGGAGGAGACCUGGUGAUCAACGGAGGUAAGAUGUGGAUCACCAACGGCUGCCAGGCGGACUGGAUGUGCCUGCUGGCCAACACGCGUCGGGACGGACCCCGCCACAGGACCAAGUCGCUCAUCUGCCUGCCCCUGAAGACUCCCGGGGUCACAGUGGCCCGGAGCAUCAAGAAGAUGGGGCAGCAUUCGUCGGACACGGCGCAGUUGUUUUUCGAGGACGUCCGAGUGCCGGCCAAGAACAUCAUAGGCGAGGAGGGCAUGGGCUUCAUCUACCAGAUGCUGCAGUUCCAGGAGGAGCGGCUCGCAGCCGCCAUCAGCUGUGCGCCCGUGAUGGACCGCAUCAUACGGGAGACGAGGGACUACUGCCGGCAGCGCAAGGUGUUUGGAGCCCCGCUGAUCGAGAAUCAGGUGAUCCAGUUCCGACUUGCGGAACUACAGACGGAAGUGGAGGCCUUCAGGGCUCUCUGCUACAGGGCUGCCGGGCAACUGAUGGAGGGCGAAAACGUCACGCUGCUGGCAUCGAUGGCGAAGCUCAAGUGCGGUCGUCUGCUCCGCGAGGUGGUCGACUCGUGCCUGCAGUACUGGGGUGGCAUGGGCUACUCGGACGAGGUGCUCAUAUCGCGCUCCUUCCGGGACGCCCGGCUCUUCUCCAUCGGCGGCGGCGCCGACGAAGUGAUGCUGUCCAUCAUCGCCAAGAUGACCGGCUCGGCCGACAAGUAGCCCCCGCAGCCUCCCGCUAAAAGGGGGUUGACACGCGCUCGUGGUCGGCUUGGGGCCGUGAGAGGGCACCGGAGGUACUGCGAUAGCCAGUCGCCGGUAUACUCGUUUGCAAGUACGGCCUUAGAGCGCCGCCAUCUUGGUCAAUUGAGGUGCGGCUAGACGACUCAUAAUCCGACGCGUUGCUAAGGCGUCGUAAUCGGAUUAUGACGCGUCCAAGCGCACCCUAACUCAGCAAGAGGGCGGCGCCCUGUGGCCGUACUGCAAACUUGUGUAGGAACUGGAAUUUCAGCAAUUGUCGAAAUUCCCGUAAAGGAAUUUCGGCGACUGCUGUCCAAACUCUAUAGUCUUUCUACGUUUUUCGACUCGUAUCACAUCCGACGCAAUAUUGCCUCGGAUGUGAUACGUGCAAGUACAAUAUAUGCUAUGAAACGCUGUUCCAUAAAUGAUAGAGCAGAGUGGGAGUCCCUCUUUGGUGCUUUGGCGUUGAUACCACGUUUCAUGCGUGGUGUAUACAAUGCCGUCGAAACAACCGGCGCAAGUGUGGCGCUUUUUCUGAAAGGGUGUGCGUGAAGGAAAUGCGGAAUCCGGACGCGCGCUUGUGGCAUACAACUGUAUGAAUCCGAGUUUCCCCUCCCAGGGCUGCUUUUCGGCAGUGAGAAACGUGUGUGGUAUCGAAAUACCGGCAUAUUUUACGAUAGUAUGCACUGCUUGUUGCGCCUUGAGAGCGCUCGCAGGGGAACAGCACGAUCCAGCUCUGGUGAACGAUUUACUUCAACUUCUUUCUUUUCUCCUUUAGCGUUCACAUGCCGACGCGCUUGGAAGGAUCGUUUAAACCUUCAUUUUCGACACUUCUGAUUACGACUGACUCUUCCCAAGUACUCUUGUACUUCCCGGUAAAUUACUGUCUUUAUUGCCUGCAAUUGCUGGAGGUAUGCCAUGCUACUCAAAGUAGUAUUCGCGGUUAAAACGCGACCAGCGUCACUCGGGGAGGUGGUGAUGCGUAAAUAAAGGCCGUUGUAGCUUGCGAAUACUGUGAAAGCUGGAUCUCGGCAACGGACCUCGGUUUUGCUCGCGUUCACCUUAUAUUGCUGCGUAAUGGUGUGGAAUCUCUAUAUACGUUAUAAUAAAAUGAUAUAUUCUGGCA